CACGAAUAAUAUUUGCACAAUGUAACGUGUAAUGUCACUUUUAUUCAUAAUGAUUUCCGGGGAUACAAAUAAUGGCUUUCUUGAUAAAUUCUUUCCAAAUUCAGUGGCCGAUUUAGACCUCACUUGUCGGAAAUGACAUCAAGAAAAGCGCACGGCCGCUCUGCCUCUCGACCUUAUUCGAGGGAAGUGUGUCGUAGACAGGUCGGGUAGCUCCGUACAAGAAAAGAAAAAAAUAGAAAAAAAUCAGAGGAGAAAAACUCGUUGGAAUUUUAGAUUUGGGAGAAUUUGGACGAAGUUUCCUAACUGUCCCGACCCGAGGAAUCCCCGGGGAGGGAACGAGCGUCUUCAGUAUCGGUAAUAAUGUCUAAUUUUCCACUUAAUACUUAUUUUUUUCUGUUUAAUUUGUGCUGCAAACACCAGCCGUCUCUUCUCUCUGUCUCGUCUGCCGGAAGUCUGCGUGUGGCUGCUUCGCGCAGCAUUGGGCUUUCGGCGUCGACAGUUUUUUUCCCCCGCUUGCUCGGUUUUUUUCAUCCUCCGAGGUUUUUUUUCCUUUUUUUAUUUUCACAGAGACGAUGAGUGGUAGAGAGGCUGACCCGCAGUAUUGUUCAUAUGCUAUUGGUUUUUAUGUCAUAACAAUCGGCCUGAAUUUUUGGAUGCUAGCUAACGUUGUACAAAUGAAAUAUUUAGCUAGCUAGCUACGUGUAAUCUACAAGAUUCGCGAUUAUUGUCUCAACGUUUCUACUUUCAUAUUAUUUGUAAAUUUAACGAACCGAUUCCCAAUACUUUGACAGCUGGAGUAACAUUACACGAACAAACAAAACAAUUCUUGCAUCCAGAGUAUGUAUUUUUACACUAUGCUCAAGCUGGCUAUAUAAUAGUACAUUGGCUAACACUUUAUGACACAGCUGUAACAUGAACGGAAUGAUGGAUGAGUCUCAUUUUAACUCCUCCUACUUCUGGUCUCAUGUCCCUACUGUACAAGGACAGAUUGAAAAUGCCAUGUUUCUGAACAAGAUGAAGGAGCAGCUCGGACCGGAUAAGAACAGUCCGUUCGGUCACUCGGGCCAUCACUACCCCGCCGCUGUGCUCACCGUCCCCGGUUCAGUUGCCAUGGACGCAGUGGCGGGUGGGCGGGUACCCAAGCAAGAGGUUGGGGGAGGGGGGUCAUCUCACCUGCACCCACCUCACACCUCCCAGAACAUCACCGUGGUGCCUGUGCCCUCCUCAGGCAUCAUGACUGCAGCGGGCUUCGUCAUCACCACCCCCCAGUGCACGCUCGUCUCCCCGGCCUCCUCCUCGCAGUCCUUCGUCUCUGGCCACCCCACCACCACCAUGAUCGUGUCUGCCCUCCACCAACCAAACUCGGAAAAGAAAGAUCUCAGUACAGGCAUUGUCAUACCGACGCCAGGGAAGCGUGGCAGGAAGAAGAAGUCGGAUAUGGCACGGAUGGGGCCCACAACUUCAGGUCAUGUGCUGCCCACAGGAAGUGAGGCGCUGAUCUUGGCACACCUGGCAGCUGGUGGACAGCAUCACCCAUCUGAUCCCUACGAUCUAUCAAAUGAGGACGAGGAACAUGCGGUGAAGAAUGGGACCAAGACGUACAGGUGCCGGAUGUGUGCGGUGACCUUCUUCAGUAAGUCAGACAUGCAGAUCCACGCAAAGUCUCACACAGAGGCCAAACCGCACAAGUGCCCCCACUGCUCCAAAUCCUUCGCCAACUCCAGCUACCUGGCCCAGCACAUCCGCAUCCACAGCGGGGCCAAGCCCUACACCUGCUCCUACUGCCAGAAAUCAUUCAGGCAGCUCAGCCACUUACAGCAGCACACACGAAAUCACACCGAGUCCAAGCCCCACAAGUGCCCCCACUGCACCAAGUCGUUUGCCAACACCAGCUACCUGGCCCAGCACAUCCGCAUCCACACGGGUGUGAAGCCCUACGGCUGCUCUUACUGCCAGAAGACCUUCAGACAGCUCAGCCACUUACAGCAGCACAACAGGAUCCACACAGGUGACCGGCCGUAUAAGUGUGUGCAUCCUGGUUGUGAGAAAGCCUUCACCCAGCUCUCUAAUCUACAGUCGCACCGCCGGCAGCAUAACAAGGACAAGCCCUACAAGUGCCACAGCUGUAACCGUGGCUACACAGACGCAGCCAGCCUGGAGGUGCACCUGUCCACACACACGGUCAAACACGCCAAACUCUACUCCUGUGGUCUGUGCAACCGCACAUACACAUCGGAGACGUACCUGAUGAAACACAUGCGCAAACACAACCCAGACCCCCUCACAGCUGCAGCGGUGCUGGUAGCCCAACAUGCCCAGUCCGCCGCCAGCCAGAACCAGGGCCAGAACCCCGGCUCUUCCGCAGGGGGAGGAGCCCAGAGCCGGGGCGACCGGAGCGACAGCAGGCAGGGUGGAGGUGGUGGUGGUGGAAGAGGAGGUGCUGGUGGAGGACAAAACCAGGGCCAGUCCCAGGGAGGCCACGGUAACCAAGGGAGCUACUCCCAGGUUGAGGGCGUCCCAUGCCCCUUUGACCUGCACCAAUAUAAGACUGUAGCAGCGGGGGAUAUACAGUACAAGCCUGUGAGCGUGGCCAGCCUCACAGCUCACAAAGACCUGUGCCUCACGGUGGCCACCUCCACCAUCCAGGUGGAGCACCUCAACUCCUAGAGCAAGUGGAAGAGGACUGAGAGAAGGGGAAGGAGCUAGAAAGAGCACUAAAGCACUGGCAGAAUGACGAAGGUUUCAUUCGGUCUUACAGACAGUGUUUACUGAUGCAGAUCUUCAAAUAUGAUACCUCUGGGAAUGCUGUUAAGUUUCGUCUCUCGUUUUCUUUUCUUUUUUUAUAAAGGAUUUGACAUCUGAGUGGUGAACAGAUGGAAGGGCUUUAAAACUUCUCUGACUCCUCCCUAAAGAUGGCAAGCAGGCUGCCCUAGUUGUAGUUUUUACAGCUUUAAUUCAGAUGAAGCUAAAUAGAAUUCUUGGUUGUAACACAGGCCUCUACGUGCGAGGGCUCUCCAAGACUGGCCCAGGUAUCUAGCAAGCAAUAUUGAAGUGACAUCAAGAACAGCCUCAAAUAUGGACGGAACAGUCUCAUGGGAAUAGAACGGUCACAUAUGGAAAACAUUGUGUUUUCUCUUUGUUUCUCACGUCACACCUUAUGAUUUUUCUUGCCGUCUUGCCAGAGGAAGACUUUCUUUUCUGUGACGCUAACGUCAUUCAGCCAUAGUCCAGUAAUCUUGGUGGCUUACUAUAUCCAAUGGGUUUUUCCACUCCAUGUGGUCCUAAAAGACUGCUUCUCUAAAGCAGAUUAGGUUCAAGGAAAAUUUGUAUCAAGAUUAAAUUUGACAAGUGAAUCCCAAUGCCUUUUAAACAUUAAGGACUUUCUCUAUGCAUCACAUUUUAACAAAUGAAAUCGUGGGAAGAGACAAGGACCAUAGAAAUAAUGACUUAGUACUGGAAUGUGGAGAGCGAAGUGUGAAUGAAAAUAUCCAAAAGAUCAGAGAAGUUUCUCCCUUUUUGUCUACAUUUUAUAUGCUCAAGGCUUCCUUUUCGAUGGCAGAAGCCAUAUCAGUGCCGAUACUCUACUUAUGCUCUCUGUGAAAGUAACUUUUCAUACUUUACUACAGAUGGUGGUCAAUUUAUAUCUACCUUCAGUUUUAUUAUGGUUAUUAUUGCAUUGCAUUUUUGUAAGGUCCCUAUUAUAUAUAAUGUAAACUAUACACUUAAAAGUGUUUUUUUUUUUUUUUUUUUUAGGGAUGUAUGUAUGUUUUUUAUUUUUGGGGGGAAUGGGGACAUUUUCUAAAAUAUAUAUAUAUAAAUAUAUAUAUACACUUAUAUGUGUGUGAAUGUGUGUGUGUGUGUGUGUGUGUGUGAAGGGAAAGUCAUCAUGUAAUUCAUCAGUUUGGAAAAAAAAAUCUGGACACUGGCCAAGCAAGUCCCCUGUUAAUCCCCUCUAACUCAUGAGGUUGGGAUGUGAUUGGCUGGUUGGUGCUGUGUGUAAUGCUCUAGUAGUUGGUUGUCUCUUUUUAAAAACUGUAUUCUUAUUAUCACUGUUAUGUUAUUGCAAAUCGUACCUACUAUUAUAUUGUAUUUUAUGCACCCAGCAUAGUAGAAUGAUGAACCAGAGUGUUUACCCCUAUCAAAACAAUAAAAUAAUUCUCUCUGUAAUGCA
Clupea harengus (Atlantic herring) is the source of this 4171-nucleotide messenger RNA. RefSeq names its product zinc finger protein 384 b (gene znf384b). Gene Ontology annotation, molecular function: RNA polymerase II cis-regulatory region sequence-specific DNA binding; DNA-binding transcription factor activity. The transcript is spliced from 11 exons. The record is from RefSeq and is a predicted model, not a curated record. Gene Ontology annotation, cellular component: nucleus. The coding region runs from base 913 to 2667 and encodes 584 amino acids. NCBI's taxonomy places the organism in Eukaryota, Metazoa, Chordata, Actinopteri, Clupeiformes, Clupeidae. Gene Ontology annotation, biological process: regulation of transcription by RNA polymerase II.